Messenger RNA from Saccoglossus kowalevskii, 491 nucleotides. RefSeq lists its product as uncharacterized. Gene Ontology annotation, molecular function: protein binding. The record is from RefSeq and is a predicted model, not a curated record. Lineage: Eukaryota; Metazoa; Hemichordata; Enteropneusta; Harrimaniidae.
GAAACCGUAGAUACGUACGCUAUUGACAACUGCUGAUAGACCAGCAAUCCUCAGGUGGUCGCAGUCCGUAUGGUUUAUAGUUUUUGACCGCCUGGUGUUGGAGAUUACUGGCUGACAUAUUUUCUGGCUACGUCUGCAUAAACCAAGUCAUCAUGACAAGUACUACUGCUGUAUCGCUGACUGACAAUGGAUCUAGUGUGUAUGUGCCUUCAUUUUCCACAAAGAAGAAGCCAAGACUACCACCACCAAACAGACUGGACUCCACUCAGUUACCGUCCCAUAAAUUACGCCAUUCGGUAUGGCAUGAUUUGAGAGAAACUGACGUGAAGGGAAACGAACUGAACUGUCCACGGGUUAGGAAAGCACCAGAGAAAAAAGAACACAACUUGUACAGAGUGACAGAUGAAGACGGUAAUAAACUGCAUCAUUCCAAAGUUGGAAAGGAUAAAUUAGAUCACCGAAAUAAAACUGAAAACUGGGAAAACUGUACG